AUGUCUCUCAAUAUCCCGAAUGCGCCAAAUGCAGGCUUGUUCAAGCAGGGAUACAAUACCUAUGAUUCCGAAGAUGGAGCUGUUCUCCGUAAUAUUGAUGCCUGCCGUACGAUCGCUUCAACAGUGCAGACUUCCCUGGGACCUUACGGACGAAAUAAGAUUGUUAUCAACCAUCUGCAGAAGAUGAUACUCACUUCCGAUGCCGCCACUAUCCUCCGCGAACUCGAUGUCGUACAUCCAGCAGCAAAGCUUGUCGUUAUGGCAAGUCAGCAACAAGAAGCUGAGAUGGGAGAUGCUACAAAUCUUGUUAUCGUACUUGCGGGGGAGCUUCUCAAGAAAGCCGAGGAUUUGUUGCGGAUGGGCCUGAAAACUAGCGACGUUUUUCGAGGAUACGAGCUAGCACAGACAUUUGCUCUGAAUGAGCUCGAGAACUUGGUUGUAGACAAGGUUGAGGAUCUGCGGUCACAGGCAGAGCUUAGCAAAGCUAUCAGAACGGUUGUUGCUAGCAAGCAGAACGGCAGCGAGCAAUUCCUGGCAGACAUGGUCGCCGAGGCUGUCCUCGCAGUCCUUCCCAAAAACCCGGUCAACUUCAAUGUCGAUAACAUUCGUGUGGUAAAGAUCAUGGGUGGAAGCCUUGAACAGAGUAGAGUAGUCAAGGGUAUGGUUUUCGGUCGGGAACCUGACGGAUCCGUCAAGAAGGCUGUCAGAGCUAAAGUUGGUGUGUUCUCGUGUCCGAUCGAUACCAGCCAAACCGAGACGAAGGGUACUGUUCUGUUACAUAACGCCAAAGAAAUGAUGGAUUUCACCAAGGGCGAGGAGACACAGCUUGAGGCACACAUCAAGGAGUUGUUUGACUCUGGACUGCGUGUGGUUGUUGCUGGUUCUACAGUUGGAGAGCUUGCUAUGCACUACCUCAACCGCUUUGGUAUUUUGGUCAUCCGUAUUCUCAGCAAAUUUGAGCUUCGUCGGUUAUGCAGAGUCGUUGGAGCGACACCUCUAGCCCGACUUGGUGCACCAAUGCCAGACGAAAUGGGAAGUGUUGAUAUUGUGGAGACCUUGGAGAUUGGAGGGGAUCGAGUCACAGUGUUCAGACAAGAGAACGAGACUACGAGAACAGCAACACUCGUGAUUCGAGGCGCGACCCAAAACCACCUCGAUGAUAUUGAGCGUGCAGUCGAUGACGGAGUCAAUGUUGUUAAGGCGAUUACAAGAGACCCUAGACUGGUUCCAGGUGCUGGUGCCACAGAGAUGCAACUGGUUGAGCGGAUACAGGCUUUCGGUGAAAAGACACCUGGUCUUGCGCAGUAUUCCAUCCGAAAGUUCGGCGAGGCCUUUGAGGUUAUCCCCCGAACUCUGGCUGAGAGCGCUGGUCUUGAUGCUACGGAAGUUCUGAGCAGAUUGUACACAGCACACCACAAGAAAGAUAGCUGGGAUACCGGAGUUGAUAUUGAGAAUGAGGAUAACACCGGCAUUCUGGACGCCAAGGAUGAAGGAAUCUUGGAUCUUAUGAUCUGUAAGAGCUGGGCUAUCAAGCUUGCGACUGAGGCUGCUCGAACCGUUCUUUCUGUAGAUCAGAUUAUCGUUGCUCGACAAGCUGGUGGGCCAAAACCACCUGGACCUAACCCUAACUGGGAUGAAGAUUAG
Molecule: messenger RNA, 1644 nt
Organism: Cadophora gregata
Lineage: Eukaryota; Fungi; Ascomycota; Leotiomycetes; Helotiales; Ploettnerulaceae
Gene: CCT8
Product: T-complex protein 1 subunit theta
Exons: 4
Coding region: 1-1644 (547 amino acids)
Biological process (GO): protein folding
Cellular component (GO): chaperonin-containing T-complex
Molecular function (GO): ATP hydrolysis activity; ATP binding; ATP-dependent protein folding chaperone
Source: RefSeq, a predicted model, not a curated record